GGGAGGUCUGUAAGUAAAGGAACAGGCUGACUGGAAAGUUUACAAAGAGUGAAUUGGGGACUGGGCGGACUGAUGGGAGAAAGAGCUGCUCACUUGCUGCUUCCUAUAAUAAUACAGAGUCGCAAAGACAGUCCGGAGUGAACUCUGACAGGGACGACAUGUCUGGGACUCGCGGGCCGAGUCUUCUCUCUGGAUUCCAGGGCACCACAGCCGGAAACAAUGGACUUUACAAUAUGAUUAGGACCACGCCGACCUGGAGAUCCCCCGUGAACCUCACCAACAGCAGUAUCCCUGGCCCUGAGGUCAAGAGUGGGCUGGUUCCAGGCCUGAUUGCAGCCACCAUCUUCAUUAUGUUCCUGCUGUGCCUGUAUACAAUCCUGUGGAGGUGCAUGGUGUCACAAGCAAACAGGCACAACAAACGGCACAGGAAGAAACCCCCUCCCACCAGCCAGGAACCUCACAAGCCUCUAUUUGCUGUGUGACUUAUCAUUCUGUGAAUGGAUAAUGGGAUUGUUGGAUCCUGGACUUUCAUGCUACUGAGGAACCUUUUCACCAGCACAAACCUCAUCAGAACAGCACUGCUGGAUUCCACGGCAAUACUAUUGCACACUUUCACAUUCACGGAUUUCCCUCACAGAGGAUUUAAACUUUUAUUUUUUAUUUUUUUCGUCGGGAAGCCGAAAACCAUAUUUAUUUGGUUGGUGGUAUGGGCAGUUUCUAGAAAGACUGCAGAUCAUUGCACCUUUUUGCCUGAGACUCAUUUUGUGUUUCUAUAAAUAAAGACUUGGUUGAUAAGC
Xenopus laevis (African clawed frog) is the source of this 797-nucleotide messenger RNA. RefSeq lists its product as uncharacterized. Lineage: Eukaryota; Metazoa; Chordata; Amphibia; Anura; Pipidae. The record is from RefSeq and is a predicted model, not a curated record. Bases 159 to 482 code for a protein of 107 amino acids. The transcript is spliced from 4 exons.